Ostertagia ostertagi is the source of this 2727-nucleotide messenger RNA. The record is from the annotation of a GenBank genome assembly. NCBI's taxonomy places the organism in Eukaryota, Metazoa, Nematoda, Chromadorea, Rhabditida, Trichostrongylidae.
AUGCAAGGCUUUGACAUGCGAAUCAAUGAACACGGAGACGCCAAAGGAAAUUACACACUGUUGUCGUGGCAAGCAGUGGAGCCAGUUCGAACGAAAGGCGAUGGUAAUUACUAUCCGCUCGACCACGCUCUUGACAUCACUGCCAUGUUCGUUGAUGGAGGAGAAGGGCAUAAUAACAUGCCAAAGCUAGUAUUCCACAAGCCAAUCAUGUGGAUAGAUGGACCAACACGUGAUCAGCCAGAUUGCGGCUUUCACGGAGAGCUUUGCAGAGAUUAUGGCGGCUACAUAUCAUUCAUUUCAUUCAUACUCUUUUUCAUCGUAUUGAUUGGUGGAGCGAUAUCGGCAGGAUUUGUAUACAGAAGUCGUAAAUUCGAGAAGGAAUUAGCGAUGAUAUGGAAGAUCGAAGUGCGUGAAGUGCAACGACUUAUGCAAGGCAACGCAUCAACAACGUCGCUUUUCCCGGAUGGAAAUGAUAUGGGUGACCAUGCGUGGUAUACUGGUCAAGACGCCGAGAAAAAAGGCUCAGGUCUCCGAGGUGUCGCAUACUACAAAGGGACUCUUGUUGCGUUGAAAGAGCUGACAUUUUCACGCAAACCUCGCGAAUUAACAAGGCAAUCGAAGAUUGAGAUGAGAGUUAUGCGCCAGCUGACUCAUCCGAACAUUAACAGCUUUAUGGGGAUUAUUAUGUGCCCAUAUUCGAUUUGCAUAGUCCGUGAGUUUUGCGCCAAAGGCUCAUUGAUGGAUAUAUUGCAAAAUCGAGAGUUCAAACUCGAUCACUUGUAUAUAGCGUCUUUCGUUGAAGAUCUCAUUAAUGGCAUGGUUUAUUUACAUGACUCUGAAUUGAAAGUUCAUGGUAAUCUGAAGUCCACCAAUUGUUUGAUUACAUCGAGGUGGGCGCUGCAAGUAGCCGACUUUGGUCAUCAUGAAAUACGUGAAGGGCGACAGUGGGAAAGCGAAGAGAGUCGGUGGAUGAGUUACCUUUGGUGUGCACCGGAAUUGCUGCGAGAGAGCGAGUUGAAGCACUCCGUUAAAGGAACGCAAAAAGGUGAUGUCUACGCGUUUGGAAUCAUUCUGCACGAAAUUCUGACGCGACAGGGACCAUUCCAGAUAUUCGCUAAAAGCGAAACGCAAGUGCCUGAGAUUGUUGCUCGAGUAGCUGGCGGAACGUGCAGUAGACCGAAUCUGUCAUGUAUCGAAGGCCAGGACUAUGUAAUCGAGACAAUGCGAUUGUGCUGGUCUGAGUACCCAGAAAACCGUCCAGAUUUCAAGAAUGGUGUUCGACACAAAUUGAAACCCAAUGACCAUAUGAUGGUGAUGAUGGAGAAAUAUCAAAACCAAUUAGAAGAUUUGGUCGAUGAACGAACAGCUGAACUACGUGAGGAACAAAAACGCAGCCAGCACCUGUUACAACGAAUGUUACCCAGGAGUGUUGCGCAGCAGCUAUUGGAUGGACAGGAUGUGGUACCAGAGUCAUUCCCAUCGGUCACUAUUUAUUUCUCGGAUAUUGUUGGUUUUACGCGUAUUUCUGGAGAAUCUACCCCUAUGCAGGUUGUGACGUUCUUGAACAAAUUGUACACAAAGUUCGAUAGAAUUAUUCAAAAGUACGAUGUAUAUAAGGUGGAGACGAUUGGAGACGCUUACAUGGUCGUGUCGGGUGUGCCUAACUUCAAAGAGACGCAGUUUCAUGCGAAAGAGAUAGCGCUCAAAAUCCAUUGCUCUCAACCGACACGAGAUGUUCUGUCGGCAAUUCCUGGUUUUGUUCUUGAAGAGCGAGGAACUCUCGUUAUAAAGGGUAAAGGUCCAAUGACCACGUAUUGGUUGCUGGAUGCGGAAGGUUACGAGUUCUCCGAUGAUGAAGAGCUACGGGAAGAAGAGCCAAGCUUAGCGCCAGAGAUUUUCCCACGGAAUUCCACUUUCCGUACAAUAAGAGGCUCUGGAUUUGCCCUCAAUCGUGAGUCUACAAUGUCGCUCUCGACUCAGAAAGACCAACAACGAGCCAUCAAAACAACUGCUUUUUUCUCGGCCAUGAAUGGUGGAGUAGUGUCGAUGGGUAAUUCGUAUAAAGAGCUGCCAAGUGUACAUGAGGAGGACUCACCAGGCGCACCUCGGCAGCGGCGGCUCCUGGUAUCAUCAAAGUCGCAAUGCUCGAUGGCAGCCAUUUUCAUCGACAAGGAAUUGCUAUCAACAUGUGAGCCUAGUUCCCGAACAGUGCAAUCGUCAUCGCCAACACCUAGCCAGUACCCUUCGUAUAAAGAUCUGGCUGAUCUUCCGGCUAUUCCAAGGAAACAAGGGAUGGCACUUAUUGUGCGACCUCCUAGAAAGCGAUCGCUCUCCGUCGGUGACAACGUGCCACAUGCGACAACGAUGAUGUCAAACUUCGACGACGGCUCCACAACUAAGGACCGGAAAUCGAUUUUGUCGCUGCAACAUCUUCGAGAUCCAUCGCCUUUGCAGCGAUUACGUGAUGCAUCGCCGUUUGGUCGGCAUUUAUGGCAAGGAGGUGAACGGACAGCCUCCGUAAAUCGGUUUCUGAGACGGUUAGCGAAUGGAGUGGGAUCGCACUACGUCGAUCUUAAUAAUUCCUGUGAUGAUGGCUUUGAAUUCAAUUGCGGGAAUAGAAUGAGUGACGUUCCACUUCUACAAGAUAGAUGUGAGAAGGAGGCGACGGAAGAAAAAGAUAGUCCAACAGAUCCGCUGAUUUCGUUGAAUUCGCCAUUGAUGGUGUAA